GUGGCAAUCACACGCUGAUUCUUCUCAACCAACCAUAAAGACAUUGGCACCCUUUAUCUAGUAUUUGGUGCUUGAGCUGGAAUAGUAGGCACUGCCCUAAGCCUUCUUAUUCGAGCAGAACUAAGUCAACCGGGCUCUCUUCUAGGAGAUGAUCAAAUUUAUAAUGUCAUCGUUACAGCCCACGCUUUUGUUAUAAUUUUCUUUAUAGUAAUACCAAUUAUAAUUGGUGGUUUUGGAAACUGACUGAUUCCUCUCAUAAUUGGAGCCCCCGAUAUAGCAUUUCCCCGAAUAAAUAAUAUAAGUUUUUGACUUUUACCUCCAUCUUUCCUACUUCUUCUAGCUUCAUCAGGAGUUGAAGCCGGCGCUGGAACUGGAUGAACCGUUUAUCCACCCCUAGCUGGAAAUUUAGCCCACGCGGGAGCAUCCGUUGAUUUAACAAUUUUUUCUCUUCAUUUAGCAGGUGUAUCAUCAAUUCUAGGAGCUAUUAAUUUUAUUACUACUAUUAUUAACAUAAAACCACCUGUAAUUUCACAAUACCAAACACCUUUAUUCGUAUGGGCUGUCCUUAUUACAGCAGUCCUACUCCUCCUCUCUCUACCAGUUCUAGCUGCUGGAAUUACUAUACUUCUAACAGAUCGUAACCUAAAUACUACCUUUUUUGACCCUGCUGGAGGGGGAGACCCAAUUCUCUAUCAACACCUAUUUUGAUUCUUUGGUCAUCCAGAAGUAUACAUUCUUAUUCUUCCCGGGUUUGGAAUAAUCUCCCACAUUGUAGCCUACUACUCAGGAAAAAAAGAACCUUUCGGUUAUAUGGGUAUGGUCUGAGCCAUAAUAGCUAUCGGUUUACUAGGUUUUAUUGUCUGAGCUCACCAUAUGUUUACUGUUGGAAUAGACGUAGACACACGUGCCUACUUUACAUCUGCUACAAUAAUUAUUGCCAUUCCUACAGGAGUAAAAGUAUUUAGCUGAUUAGCUACUCUUCACGGAGGAUCAAUUAAAUGAGAAACCCCCCUAUUAUGAGCCCUUGGCUUUAUUUUCCUGUUUACAGUUGGUGGUUUAACUGGAAUUGUUCUAGCUAAUUCCUCCCUAGAUAUUGUUUUACACGAUACUUAUUAUGUAGUAGCACACUUCCACUAUGUAUUAUCAAUGGGGGCUGUAUUUGCUAUCGUUGGUGCAUUUAUUCACUGAUUCCCCUUAUUUUCAGGCUAUACCCUUCACAACACUUGAACAAAAAUCCACUUCGGAGUUAUGUUUAUUGGAGUUAAUCUAACCUUCUUCCCUCAACAUUUCCUUGGUCUUGCCGGAAUACCCCGACGAUAUUCUGACUAUCCAGACGCCUAUACCCUAUGAAAUACAGUUUCCUCUAUUGGAUCAUUAAUUUCCCUCAUUGCCGUAAUUAUGUUCCUAUUUAUUAUUUGAGAAGCUUUUGCUGCCAAACGGGAAGUUGCAUCAGUUGAAUUAACCUCCACAAACGUGGAAUGACUACACGGCUGCCCACCCCCCUAUCACACCUUUGAAGAACCCGCAUUUGUUCAAAUUCAACAAACUAACUAA
Molecule: messenger RNA, 1554 nt
Organism: Cololabis saira (Pacific saury)
Lineage: Eukaryota; Metazoa; Chordata; Actinopteri; Beloniformes; Belonidae
Source: the annotation of a RefSeq genome assembly